Molecule: messenger RNA, 1635 nt
Organism: Paraglomus occultum
Lineage: Eukaryota; Fungi; Glomeromycota; Glomeromycetes; Paraglomerales; Paraglomeraceae
Source: the annotation of a GenBank genome assembly
AUGGCCGAUAACAUGUCAAUUAUGAGCAACCAUGUUCCAAUGCAAUCCGCAGUAAGCUCGCAGGCUGGUUCUCCGGUUCUCUCUCCCCGAAAUCGUCCACCCACUAGCUCGUAUCUCAAACGACACAAGAGCGUCAAAUUUGCAUAUUUAUCCGGCGAAACCUCUUUCCAAAAGGGUAUCCUUGGAGAUUCCGAAACUUCUCUGGUCGGUAUCCUCGAAAUUAACUAUUCUCAACCACGCCAUGUAAAAAGUAUCCUCCUCAACCUAAGAGGAGUAGAAAAAACCAUUUGGUACAAGGCUCAGGCGCGCACAAAAUCCAUGCAUCUUGGCGAACAAGUUCUCGUCGAUCAAACGUACAAAAUAUGGGAAGAAUCGGAUGACAAACUUGUCAAAAGUAUAGACGUUCCGUUCAGAGUCAAAUUGCCGUAUAAUCUCCCCGAGUCGGUUACGUCUGAAAUAGGCACGGUAUCAUAUGUGCUCAAAGCUACCAUCACUCGCAAAGGAGGGCUAACAACAAACAAUACGCAAAUCGUCGAAAUAGUCUGCCCCUUGAAACGCACCCUCGUAUUGGAUAACCAGAACAGUCCCCCAUUCAAAUUACGCGGAGAAUCACGCAAUGGUUUGGAUUAUACGUUCGUAUUACCUCCUAACAAACAGCUCAACUUGGGAACAUAUGUGACCGUUCCAAUGAGGAUUAGGUUCCUGAAACCGGGAAUCAGCGUGGAAAGAGUAGAGAUUGUCUUAAAGACAUGCAUGGACUUUCGCUGCAGUAAUCCAAGCGAAACCCGUCAUUGUAAAGAACAAGCGGCCGCACUGGUAAUUCCCAGACAAGAAAUGCAUUAUCUUCAGCCGGUAUCCAAUCAAUACGAAGGCGAAUGCGUCCACACCAUCAACCUGUUCAUUCCGAGGAGCGUUCAACCUACAUAUUCCGGACGAUUCAUUUCGAUCACCCACCAACUGUGCAUCAAGUUUUGCUUGUGGGGUGCGGAUUCAGACGUCAGCGUCGAAGAGAGCGUUCGAGUGGCGAAUAUUGUGGAGAAACACCGGACAGAUAUUCCACAGUCGGCUCAACCGCCGCCAUUACCAAAGUCGCCCCGCAUUCCCGCUCAAGCGCAUUCUCAAAUGGUAUCGCAAGCGUUGAUGUAUCAGAGUCCGCGAACCUAUCUCAACGUUGGCGGUGUGAACAGCGUCGUUGGUAUGAACAAUGUUCCGGGCGUGAACAACCAUCAGUAUUCUUAUGUCGAGCAACAAUCGGUCGUGGAUAGCGAUGAAUUCCAUAAUAAGCCGGAAAGGUAUUUUUCCGUAUAUAGUGAUCAAGAUUCACCGAGGUCCCGUAGGCCAUCUGCUGUUUCGAAUGAGACGUCGUCCCCACCGCCGCCGUUCCCAUAUGACGGGCUUGUUGCUGCACCAAAGGCACCUACAGUACCCCCACCGAUGCCACCACAAAUGAAAGUACCGCAUUCGCCCAGGGUUGGUCCUAGAAAUGUUCCUAGGUCUGGUACACCUCUGCCAAAGCACGCACCUUCCUUGCCAUCAUAUAUGACCACAUUUUCGCCUCCGCCUUACCAGCAGCCUCCUCCACCGGGUCAUCAUUAUAUGGACGAAGUGUCAUAUGUUUAUGACUUUACUGAAUAG